Molecule: messenger RNA, 1781 nt
Organism: Gastrolobium bilobum
Lineage: Eukaryota; Viridiplantae; Streptophyta; Magnoliopsida; Fabales; Fabaceae
Product: serine/threonine-protein kinase STY13-like
Exons: 6
Coding region: 368-1426 (352 amino acids)
Biological process (GO): protein phosphorylation
Molecular function (GO): protein kinase activity; ATP binding
Source: RefSeq, a predicted model, not a curated record
UUUGUUGUUGUGUGUCUCUAAACAUGUGGAGUUUUAUUCUUUGCCUCCUAAACAAAGGAAAAUGUUGAUUUUGUUCUGUUUUUUUAAUGAUCUAAGAGCGUGAUUUUGGGGAUAAGUGUGUGCGUGUGUUGGGAAAGUUGCCGUGUGGUGCACAAGUUGAGUUUUUUUCUCUUAUCAAACCCAGAGAUUAUAGCUUCUUUCUCUGUUGUGAUAUAGCUCUGGUUCAUUUCAGUUAAAGGGUAUUUGAGUUGGUUGUUGGUGUGCUUCCAUGUGUGUAAUGCAUAGAAGGGCACUCCCUAUUUGCUGAGUCUGAGUGUUGUUGCUACUUGCUUGAUAGUUCCACAUCUUCUUGAGUGAAAAAUUAAAAAUGGGAUCUGGAAAUGAGGUUCACUCGGUUGAGGAGUUCAAUUUAGAAGCUGAGUGGCUUAUAGAUCCUAGACAACUAUUUGUUGGGCCAAAAGUUGGGGAAGGUGCUCAUGCCAAAGUCUAUGAAGGAAAAUAUAAAAAUCAGAAUGUUGCUGUUAAGAUUAUCAACAAAGGAGAAACCCCAGAAGAGAUUUCAAGGAGAGAGGCUCGGUUUGCCCGAGAGGUUGCUAUGUUGUCGAGAGUCCAACAUAAAAAUCUGGUUAAGUUUAUUGGCGCCUGCAAAGAACCUGUUAUGGUUAUAGUGACUGAACUUCUAUUAGGUGGAACGUUGCGCAAAUAUCUCUUGAGCAUGCGGCCAAAGUGCUUGGAUAUGGAUGUUGCUGUUGGAUUUGCUCUUGAUAUUGCCCGAGCAAUGGAAUGCUUACACUCCCACGGGAUCAUUCACCGUGACCUUAAACCUGAUAACUUAAUUUUGACAGCAGAUCAUAAGACAGUUAAACUUGCUGAUUUUGGUCUUGCCAGAGAAGAGUCCUUAACAGAGAUGAUGACUGCUGAAACGGGAACAUAUCGUUGGAUGGCUCCAGAACUUUACAGCACUGUUACACUAAGACAAGGUGAGAAGAAGCAUUACAACCAUAAGGUGGAUGCCUACAGCUUUGCAAUUGUGUUGUGGGAGCUCAUCCAUAAUAAGUUGCCCUUUGAAGGCAUGUCUAAUCUACAGGCAGCAUAUGCAGCUGCUUUUAAGAAUACAAGGCCCAGUGCUGAAAACCUUCCUGAGGAUUUAGCUCUUAUUGUAACUUCAUGUUGGAAAGAGGAUCCAAAUGAUCGACCCAAUUUUAGUCAAAUCAUACAAAUGCUCCUUCGAUAUCUCUCUACAAUUUCACCACCAGAGCCAGUUGUUCCUCUGCGGAUGGCUUCAUCUGAGAAUGCUGUAUUGCCACCAGAGUCUCCUGGUACAAGUGCAUUAAUGGCUAGAAGAGAUGACUCUGGAGAAACCCCAAAAGCCAAUAUGGAAGACAGGCCUAAAGGACUUUUCUUCUGCUUUAAACAGUGUUACUGAUGCCUCAAAACAUAUUAAAUAUGGUCUUUGGGACUGUCCCAGAUCACAGUUAGGAAAACUGAAUAAAACAAGAUUCACCAAUUGUAACAACUAGAAUCUUAAUAAGAAUAUGUUAACUAUUAUCAGAUAAGUUAGUUUAAUAGCAAUUACCAAUUCAGAAGGCACCUCGUUCUCAGCAAGAAUGGCAUGCUAUUUUAACAUUUUUUUGACUCACUUCUGACUGUUAUCUAAGGACAUCCAGAAAAUUUUGGGGUUAAGGUUGCUGAGAUGUAUUAUCAUUAACAUUGUAAGAUAAGGUUCAUCCAAAGGCCUUCACCCCUUCUUUAUAUAUGUGGCGUGGAUAAUAAAUGGGUAA